This is a messenger RNA of Merops nubicus (carmine bee-eater), 462 nucleotides long. RefSeq names its product striatin-interacting protein 1 homolog. The transcript has 4 exons. NCBI's taxonomy places the organism in Eukaryota, Metazoa, Chordata, Aves, Coraciiformes, Meropidae. Gene Ontology annotation, cellular component: cytosol. The annotation marks the transcript as partial. Gene Ontology annotation, biological process: cytoskeleton organization. The record is from RefSeq and is a predicted model, not a curated record.
GAAGCUGGAGACAACAACCAGUUUUGCUGGAGGAACCUCUUCUCCUGCAUAAACCUCCUGCGCAUCCUGAACAAGCUGACCAAGUGGAAACACUCCCGCACCAUGAUGCUGGUGGUGUUCAAGUCAGCUCCCAUCCUGAAGCGGGCGCUGAAGGUGAAGCAGGCCAUGAUGCAGCUCUACGUGCUGAAGCUCCUCAAGGUGCAGACCAAGUACCUGGGCAGGCAGUGGAGGAAGAGCAACAUGAAAACCAUGUCAGCCAUCUACCAGAAGGUGCGGCACCGGCUCAACGACGACUGGGCCUAUGGCAAUGACCUGGAUGCCCGUCCCUGGGAUUUCCAGGCUGAGGAGAGUGUCCUUGGCCAGCGUGUGGACCUGCCCGAGGACUUCCAGGUCAACUACGACCUGUGGCUGGAGCGGGAGGUCUUCUCCCGACCCAUCUCCUGGGAGGAGCUGCUGCAGUGA